Messenger RNA from Aegilops tauschii subsp. strangulata, 477 nucleotides. Its product is annotated as senescence associated gene 20-like. The record is from RefSeq and is a predicted model, not a curated record. Lineage: Eukaryota; Viridiplantae; Streptophyta; Magnoliopsida; Poales; Poaceae.
AUGGGCAUGCACGCGUCUUCCAAGUCCAACCGCGAGGUGGUGGAGUCCCUGUACACCUCACUGGCCCGUGGCGACGCCGCAGCCGUGACGGUAUUGCUGGCGGCGGACCUGGACUGGUGGUUUCACAGGCCGCGUCGGUGCCAGCAUAUGCGAAGCAUGCUAACCGGUGAGGCGGUGGGUGACAUGGUGUUUCGGUUCGCGCCAACGUGGGUGGUGGAGGUUGGCUGCACCACAGAAGGCGAAGACGGGUGGGUGGUGGCGGAGGGUUGGGCCGGGGUUGGGGAGCGGGACUACUGGGUUCACGCGUGGUGCCUCCAUGCAGGCGUCAUCACAAGUUUCCGUGAGUACUUCAACACCUCCGUCACCGUCAGGGAGCUAGGCCGGCCCGCCAAGGAGGAUGUGGUAUGGGCUGUGUGGGAAAGCCAAUCGCCCAAGCCCAAGGGCCGCUCCAUGCCGGGCCUAGUGCUUGCGAUUUGA